Molecule: messenger RNA, 4023 nt
Organism: Poecilia latipinna (sailfin molly)
Lineage: Eukaryota; Metazoa; Chordata; Actinopteri; Cyprinodontiformes; Poeciliidae
Gene: zc3h6
Product: zinc finger CCCH-type containing 6
Exons: 12
Coding region: 463-3915 (1150 amino acids)
Biological process (GO): negative regulation of DNA-templated transcription
Cellular component (GO): nucleus
Molecular function (GO): metal ion binding; RNA binding
Source: RefSeq, a predicted model, not a curated record
UAGGUAGAUCGCCCCGACUAUAAAUGGGCGGAGGAGUCAUUGUCGAGGAAUGUGCAGCAUAACUCAGAAGCCAUUUUGUGAUGAUAUCCCUUGUUGAGAAAGCCUGUGAGGAUGCUGAAACCAGCGAACAUGGUUUACAUUCCUGUUUGUUUCUCCCUCCGUCUCCUCUAUUUUCACCGUGGCAGCUGUCAACCGACUGGACAUUAGCAAAGCGGGGUGUCGAGCUGUGCUCACAGGGUUAAAACGCCACUGAAAAUGAAAGAGGAGAGUGUCUGUUUACUGUCUCUGUCGAGACAUGUAACACCGUGAGUCUUUUCCAGUCUGAAAUCUUCCAGCAUCUCUCACAAACCAACCGUCUCCUUUCAGUGACCGUGUUAUAAUUCACUCUCGUUACCGGGGGAGAAGGAGAAGCAGAUCCGUUAUUUAUUAUUAUUAUUAUUUUUUCUUUCUCUUUCUCUCCAAAUGGCUUCUGUGAGCCUUGUUUCCAGUCCCCAAACCCCUGUUCUUGACAAAAACAUGACAGACUCUGAGCUUGCAGGGGAUGAAAGGGAGGAUGGUGAACUGGAAGAUGGAGAAAUAGACGAUGAGGGAAUUGAGAUUGAGGAGGAGAACAAAGAGGCUGCUGAAGUAAAGGAUGACAACGAGAAAGAAAAAGAGAAAAACAAAGAGAAAGAGGAAAAGGCACGAAGACACGCAAGAAAAAGAUACAAAAAGACCAGAGAGAAAAGGAAGUCCAAAAGGAGGAAACGUGAAAGGCAAAGACAUCAUUCCCCCUCCAGCAGCUCUAGCUCCGACAGCUACGACUCGGACUACGACCGAUCAGAAAGGCCCAAAAGCAGGAAGGGCCAAGGCUACAGCCGCGACUCUGACAACCAGCCCUCUCAACAUUCAAAGGGACUCCAUGGCAACUCGAAGAAGUCAUCCCCGCAAAAGAGCAGCGAUUUUGAUAAAUACAGCGACGAUUACAGCGAUGAUAAGUAUGACUACGAUGAGGAAGAGGAGGAUUAUGAAGACGACAUGUCGGAGUACCAGCAGUCUAAAGAUGGGAGUCAAGGGAAGGGACGCUACUCAAAGGAUCAGAUGAGCAGAGGAAGCUUGAGAGGGAUGAAGCAACAGCAGUUCGGACAGAGAGGAAGGGGCAGAGGGAGCGGACCAGGAAGAGGGCGAGGGAUGCUCCUGAAAAACAAGAAACUGAAGGGCAAACCGUGGGGAGGGCGCGGGCGUGGCCGGGGAGGAGACCAGGGAAUGGAAGACAUGGGACCAGAGGGAAAAAUCUCCUCUGGCUUUCAGAAGAAGCGACCAAUCAUGAGCAAGGAGUUCAUCAGUCAGCAUACGGUUGAGCACAACGGUAGAUACAUCUGCAAGUACUUCCUUGAGGGUCGCUGCAUCAAGGGGGAACAGUGCAAAUUUGAACAUGAGCUGGUUGUGCCUGAUAAGAAAAAGGAACUCUGUAAGUUUUACCUGCAAGGAUACUGCAGCAAAGGAGAUCACUGCAUUUACAUGCACAAUGAAUACCCCUGCAAGUUCUUUCACACAGGAGCCAAAUGUUAUCAAGGAGAGAACUGCAAAUUUUCCCAUGAUGCUUUGAAUGAUGUCACAAAAGAGCUGCUUGAUAAGAUAAUUAACACGGAAGAGGAGAACGCCCGGGAGGAUGAGUUGGAACUGGAAGAUCUGAGAAAGCAGGGUAUCGCCCCACUACCAAAGCCCCCUCCUGGAGUGGGGUUGCUGCCCACCCCGGGUCAGAGCAGUCCAACAGAUGGGGCAUCUGGUCAGGGUGGAAAGAAGAUUCCCUCUCUGUUUGAAAUCAAGGUUCAUCCCACUGUGGACUUGGCACAAAAAAUUGCUUUGAGCGGCUCCAACUUCUCCCAGAAUCAGGCGGAUGGGUCCGAGGACACUGCUGCGGCUGCGGCUCCGGUACCAGCAGCUGAAUCAGCUGUUCCUAUAGGUCUCCCCACGGGGCCAACGAUGCCUCAGAGUCCCCCAGGAAUGCUUCCCCCUCACGGAUUUCCAAUGCAACCACCGCCCCUCUCUGGCCAGCCCCCACCGUUUCAUGGAGCCAGUAUAAACCAGCAGAUGAAUAUGCAGAAGCCUCCGUUCCCACCAGACAUACAGAUGCUACAGAACAUGUUAUCCUUCUCGUCGUUUGGUCAGAACCCAGUGGAUUUAUUAGGCAGCUUCUUUCAAAACCAAGCCGUCGGUCAGCAGGAAGUGGAACCUGGUCAGGCCUUCAUACAGAACCUUCAGCAGCUGAUGGGUGCAGAGUCACAGCUGCAGUCUUUGCCACCAGCGGUGCAGAAGGCCAUCUUGUUACACCUGACACAGCAGCAGCAGGAAGCCCAGAGCAAAGAGCCACACAGAGCAGAUGGACAACCUGAUAAGAACGACAACAGAGAUGAAACAACAAACUGGUACUCAAGCGAUGAUGAGGAUGGGGCCUCUUGUGUCUCCUCCAUCCUGAAAUCUCUGAAGAAGCAGAAUGAGGUGCAGCAGAGUCAGUCCAAACCCCUCCAUCCUGCGUCGGCAACCCCAGCUCUGGGCGACCCCAGGCUCAUGAAGGAACGAGCCCCACCUAGCGACCCCAGGGUCAAGACUGACCCUAGACAGCGACUCCAGGAUCACAGUAAGGAGCUGGACGGAGCAGCGGAUCCAAGACUCCCCAGAGACCCCAGGAAGACGAGACCCGGCGAUGUUGGCCGCCAGCAGAGUCAUCCUGCUCCUCAAAAGGCUCCAACAGGAGAGGAGGAUGAGGAAGGAGAGCGGGAACUGAAGGACAGAGCGGUUCUGAUCCCUCUGGAGGCCAGCCCUGGCAUGGUGCUGCGGGACCCUCGCUGUCAGCUAAAGCAGUUCAGUCACAUUCGGGUCGACAUCCUGCUCCAGCGCCCCGCCUUUGCUCAGACUGUGGUGUGGGCGCCGGAGGACCUCAUCCCUUCACUUGUCCCCAAACAGGAGCACUCCAUCAACCUGCCCCUCCCCCCUCUGAUCGCCGACGCUCAGAUGAACAGAACCAACCAGCCCGACCAUUCGAUAGUCUCCAUCCCGCCGCCGUCCGACCCCAGACUAGCAGCCGCCCGUUUAAAGGAACGUUUGGGCCGGAUCCCCGGCGGAUCCCUGGAGACUCGAUCCUCCACAGAGAGGCCUGUAGAUCCGCGGCAACAGAAAUCUCUGGACCCCAGACUCAAGCGGAGAGGGAGUCUGGACUCCAAGGUGCUCGGUCAGAAGGAAUCCCCCUCAGCGGGAGGACUGGUGGACCCCAGGCUCCACAAGGCCGGCGCCAACUCGUCUCCCCCAGUUGCUCAAGGCAAGCCGGACCCUGAGAAACUGCCGCCGUAUGCCCCCCGGUUGGCUUCAUCCGACGGAGGGCUGGAGAGUCCCACCACGAUCCUCGGGGGCAUCAGCUUGUACGACCCCCGCUCUCAAACCGACCCGGCUCGCAGGGAGCCGCUCGAUCCUCCUAAAAAACCAGGGAUUCUGAAACAGUCAUCGAAAACGGAGAACUCUCUGGCACCAUCUCUCUCGCCAACCCAGCGAAGUGGGUCGUCUGAGGAGGUAAAAAGCACAGAGGUCGCCUCCCAACAGAUUCCUCCUGCUACUUCCUCCAACGGAGCUCCGCCUGCCUCACCAGUCAAACCCCCCGCGGUUCAUAACCUCCCCAUCCCAACGCUGGCCAGGCUGAUCCGGCCGCAGUACGCCGACCCCAGGCAGGCUAAACAAGGAGGACAGGGGACUGCAGGACCGCAGGAAGAGACAGAGGUCAGCAAGGACCAGGAGGGGAAAACGGAGGAGGACAAGGACAAGGAAGAGGAAGAAGUUAUGGAAGAAGAAGCAGAGCAGAAAGAUUCAGAUGAGACAGACGACAGGACACUGAAAGACGUGUUCAAGACUUUUGAUCCCACUGCUUCUCCUUUCUGUCAGUAGAUUCUUAGGCGUGGAAAUUUAAAGCAACAAGUAAAGCUGCAGGAUGUAACUAUUAUAAAAAUGGUCUUUUACAUAUUUAUUAAAACUAUCACCAUGUCAUGACAGUUU